CGCUCAAGUAACAAUCCACACAAUGUCGUCCGGCAACAGCCCCAACAUUCAGCUGAAUAUAGACCCGAGACCUAGCUAGUAUGUAACUAGCUGCUUCAAGCUAAAAGCUAGCUGGCUCGACCAGAUAGAUUAUUCGUAGAUUUUGCUAUUCGCGCGCGUGUUUCACAAGCGUUUUUGUUAUUUUCAGUACGAUUUUUAGUACGUAUCAGUCGGGAAUUGUUGAUUCUGCUGCUGCAAUAGCAUCAUCGUUGCGCAUCGCGCGGACAUUGUCCACUUUAGUUUCAAUUUUCGCGAUAAUUUAAUACAGAUUGAAUUGCAUUAAAUUAAAUUGGGCGAAAAUCAGGGUGGAUUUCAAGUUUCGGUUCUAACACUUCCGCAUUAGUUAAUUAUCGUUUGCGGGCACGUUCUAAUGGAGAUAUGCUGAUACGUGAAAUAUUAUUGGAGUAAAUGCAUUCUUAUAAAUCAUAAACAGUUCAAUUAGAGAGCUUGCCUGGAACGGGCCUGCUCUAAACAGAUUGAUUCAUUUCAAAACAAUAAGUGCCAUAAAAUAUCCAAUGAUUGUGUUUUUCAACAAAGUGCCUACUUAUGAAACACCAAAACUGAACAGAAACACAUAAACAACAAUAAAUUAUGUCUUCCUUCAAACAUCAGAGACGUCCAAGUGUUUCGGAUUGGUUCUCAUCCCUGCGUAGACAGCCCAAGAGCAAAAAACUAGGAUCUGCACCCAGCAAAGGAUUGCAACGAAGCUGUAUUGAUUUAUCUGGCUCAAACAGCACGUUCUACAAUGAUGUUUACGAAUACAGCGACGAUAAAAGUUUAAUAAACACAAAAAAUGUUCGUGAUUUCUGUUCCCAAUGCUGUUGCAAGACUACUUCAUCGUCCGGCUCAUCAUCGCCCUCAGCAUCACUUUCAUCUGCCACAAGAAAGAUUGAUGAUACAAUGAAACUAAUCCAUCGCGAUGAAAAGAAUGAAUUCAAAAUUAAAACGGAUCUUACAACAGAUAUUCAAAUUUCUCAACUGCCACAGAAUGAUAGUGCGUUAAUGUUUAAGAAGAGAUCGGAAUUCAAGAAAACCACCACAAUGACGGUGACACGAACUACAAUCCUGAAAAGGACGAAUCGUGUUGGUUUGGUGUUUAAUGAGAAUGGUGAGCUUAUUACGGAUCUGGAUACAUUGCGGGCGAACAGUUUGAAUUCGUUAUUGGAUGAGGAUUCGUUUAGGCCACAUAAAUCAUUUGAUGGUGAUUUUUUGUUCAUCGAUGAUAGUUCAUCGUGUCCUAGUGAUAUUAAUGAAGAUAGUGGGGGAAAUAAUGGUGAUAAAGUUAGCAAUAGUUGUAAUAAUAAUAGUAGUAAAAAUAUUUGUCCAAAAUGCUUCGGCAAUUUGCAAAUUUCACAUGUGGAUACUAUGAAUGCAAAAAGGAUAAAGCAAAUAAAAGAUGAAUUGUGUGAAGUUGUAAAUGAAAUGGAAGCCCUCGAUUCACAAGAUGACUGCAAACAUUCCAACAAGGAUAAACAAAUGUCGAUAGGACGUAAGAAAUUUAAUAUGGAUCCAAAGAAAGGCAUUGAAUAUCUCGUGGAUAAUCACCUCCUACGUAUGGUACCGCAAGACAUAGCACAUUUUUUAUAUAAAGGCGAAGGCUUAAACAAAACAGCUAUUGGUGAUUAUCUCGGCGAAAAAAAUGACUUUAAUGAACAAGUACUCAAAGCUUUUGUAGAACUCCAUGAUUUUACGAAUCUAAUUCUAGUUCAGGCAUUAAGGCAAUUUUUAUGGUCAUUUCGUUUGCCCGGUGAAGCACAAAAAAUCGAUCGUAUGAUGGAGUGUUUUGCACAACGCUAUUGUCAACUUAAUCCCGAUAUAUUCACCAAUACAGAUACAUGCUAUGUACUUAGCUUUGCCAUUAUUAUGCUGAACACAUCGUUACAUAAUCCGUCGGUCAAGGAGAAACCAACCGUUGAGCAAUUCAUAUCAAUGAAUCGUGGCAUCAAUAAUGGUGGUGAUCUCCCUAGAGGUUUACUCGAAUCUUUAUAUGAAUCGAUACGAACUGAACCGUUUAAAAUACCACAAGAUGAUGGUAAUGAUCUAAUGCACACGUUCUUUAAUCCGGAUAAAGAAGGAUGGCUGUGGAAACAGGGCGGAAGAUAUAAAUCAUGGAAAAGACGGUGGUUCAUACUCAAUGAUAAUUGUUUAUAUUAUUUUGAAUAUACAACAGACAAAGAGCCAAGAGGGAUUAUUCCAUUAGAAAACAUUUCGGUACGAGAAAUACACGACCGCAGUAAACCACAUUGCUUUGAACUAUAUGCUUCUGGCGGAGCAGAUAUCAUUAAAGCCUGUAAGACUGAUUCAGAAGGAAAGGUAGUUGAAGGCAAACAUACUGUGUAUCGCAUGUCAGCGGCUACCGAGGAGGAUAAACAGGAGUGGAUCAAACGAUUGACCCAAUCAAUCAGCCACAAUCCCUUCUAUGACAUUUUAGUACAAAGAAAGAAAAAAGCUUUAGCAAAGAGUUAGUAUUAACUAAACAUAGAAGACUAGGAAGCCAUGUGAAAGAUCAGAAACACCAUCAAAAUGCAUGGAGACGCUAUACAUCAUCCAUAUCCUCAUGUGAAUGUUAACAACAUUCUGUCUAGAGCAUCAGGCAAUGCGCCGAAUUAAAAAUGAACAAACAAACGUGAACCGAUUGCAACAAAUCAACAACAACAAAGCUACUUGUAAUUAUUUAUUUAGCACCGAAAGUAUGUAAUUGUUUAAUGUUAUUCAAUUCUAUAUUUUGUCUUAUUGUGAUAAACAUUAUUUUUCUUCAAGUACUAUUGAUAUUUUUUGUAGUAUGUACACCAUCUAUGAGAGGAUCUAUUUGUAUUUAAUGCCUUAAGUGUUGUAAACUAGGUUAGAAAUUCAAUUAUUACAAAACACAAGAAAAUAGCUAAGAAAUUUACAAAAAAGAUCCACCACAUCCUCUGGCGACUUUUCUCGUUGUCAGAAUAGAAAAAUCGAGACUAUAUAAAUUUAGUCAGCCAAGAAGAAGGGAAAGAUAAGAAUAGAAUAAAUAAAUAGAAAUCAAAAAUUGAAAAUUGAUUCAAAUCAAUGUACAUACAUUUUAGGGUAUUUAUUUCUUUACUUUUCAAUGCGCGAUAGUUUUAAUGGUUUUGUAUAUUUGAUUGAAUCGCCGCCAGUCGUUGGUUGUUUACACAAAUGGAGUUGUUUCAAUUCAAAGAGAAAAUAUAGGAAUAGAACACUUAGUUGUUAUGAAUAGGAAAAAAAGAGAAGAGGCUGAAUAAUUUUACUGAGUUUAUACACGUUAUUUGUUGACUAUGUGUAAACGAUCUAAUAAUAAACUCUUGUGCUUCACUGCUUUCUGUGUAGAUCAUUGCUCAAAAUUAUCGUAUAACCGUCUAUUUAUCUAUUUUCGAUAGAAAUCUAAAUACAUUUACGCUUCCAGAUGAAGUCUCCUUCAAUUGAAUAUAAUCCUAAUCUAAACAUAUUCGAAAAUGUCUUCGUAAUUGUGAAACAUUGUGUGAUGAAUGAUAUCCAUCUAAACUCAGUAAUAUUCUUCCGUGAGUACCCUGCAUUGAUGAUAUUGACUCAGCUACUUUAGUUGGCUUUACAAUGCUAAACUCAAAAGCAUCACUUUCCAAGAUAACUUCAUCAGAAUCAGUCUCCUUACGGCUGCAGGUUCUUUAAAAUGUAGUUUUUGCAACAAACGAGCACAUUUUCCCUGCUUUCGUUGCGUCUGCACUUCAUUGUUGAAUUUUCUCAAUGAAUUCCAAUCGCAUAGAAAACAAUGGAAAAUGCGCAUAAAUAACAUUUCAUCCAUUGCUUCAGGGCGUAAUCAACAAAGGAACGCCAAAUCUAAGCCUUACUAGUAUUAUCCUCUAAGCAUAUUGCCAACCAUACAACAAACCGAAAUACUCUCUUGGUAUUCGUUUGGAUACAAACAAACAAUGCACAUCAGCACGAUUUAGUCUAUCUUGGUGGCGACAGACAUCCCAGCACAGUGACGCAGUUAAUGCACCGCAAUGCGAUUUAUUGUCUCCAUUCUUGUAUGUUUACAUAAUUAAAACAGAAAUCGUGUUGAAUAUUUAAAUAAAAACUCGCCUGUAACUAUGUCACUGUGCACAUGAUAUCUUUAUAUUCUGUACACACAAAGAUAAACAAUAAAUUUUGCUGAAUGAGAAACAAAAAACUGAUAAGAUAAAAUAUCAAUAAGGAAAAAGUUGACCCGAGCAAGAUAAGAAUGCAAUAAGUUUUUUUUUUGUUUCCCCCUUUUUGGUAUAUGAUAAAAUAUGUAAUAUCGUAAUAUUUAUUGUAAGAUGGUAAGCGCAUGUAAGCUUUUUUUGUAAAAAAGAUUGAUGACAUUUAAAUCUGAAGAAAUAUAAAUUAUACAAAAUAAA
Hermetia illucens (black soldier fly) is the source of this 4385-nucleotide messenger RNA. RefSeq names its product cytohesin-1 (gene step). Gene Ontology annotation, molecular function: guanyl-nucleotide exchange factor activity. Bases 631 to 2505 code for a protein of 624 amino acids. Gene Ontology annotation, biological process: regulation of ARF protein signal transduction. The transcript is spliced from 10 exons. The record is from RefSeq and is a predicted model, not a curated record. Lineage: Eukaryota; Metazoa; Arthropoda; Insecta; Diptera; Stratiomyidae.